Sesamum indicum (sesame) is the source of this 1147-nucleotide messenger RNA. RefSeq lists its product as uncharacterized. Lineage: Eukaryota; Viridiplantae; Streptophyta; Magnoliopsida; Lamiales; Pedaliaceae. The record is from RefSeq and is a predicted model, not a curated record. Gene Ontology annotation, molecular function: sequence-specific DNA binding; DNA-binding transcription factor activity. Gene Ontology annotation, cellular component: nucleus. Gene Ontology annotation, biological process: regulation of DNA-templated transcription.
AUUAUAAUUUUUAUAGAGACUUUGUCUGAAAUGAGAUCAGCAUAUGAAUAUGGCUUAAAAGGGACAGUGAAGGUGACAAGUCAUGACAAUUAUAUAUAAAAAGGGGGCCGGGAAGGAGUGUUUAGGUUGUCUGUCAUAGGAAUUGGAGACAAAGAGAAUUUGAAAACGGCAUCGGUUGAUCAAGACUGGUUGGAAAUGGAGAGCUGGGGGGUUUCGGAGCAGGGAUGGAGAAAAGGGCCAUGGACGCCUGAAGAAGACAAGCUGCUUGUUGAGUAUGUGAGGCAGCAUGGUGAGGGAAGAUGGAGCUGUGUGUCUAAGUCAUCAGGUUUGAAUAGGAGUGGGAAGAGUUGCCGGCUGAGGUGGGUGAAUUACUUGAGACCUGGACUCAAGAAGGGCCAUUUAACACCUCAGGAGGAAGGAAUAAUCAUUGAACUUCAUGCCCUUUGGGGAAACAAAUGGUCGACUAUAGCAAGAUACUUGCCGGGAAGAACAGACAAUGAGAUAAAGAACUACUGGAGAACUCAUUUCAAGAAGAGAAAGUCUUCUCGUAAUGAUCAAGAAGUGAAACGCAAAUUCCACAGGCAGAAACAGCACCACACACUGCAAGAAAAUGACAAGAAUGACAGCACUAAGGCUUCUCCUGAUUGUCAAUUAGCAGCAGAAGCGACCAGCGAUAGAGAGAAAAGCAAUCAGGAGAUGGAUGUAAGGGGGAACGUAAACGACAACGUCGAGAAUCAUCAUCAGUUGUUGCCGCUCAUGAUGUAUCAAGAUAGUUCAGCAUGGUUUGAUUUCAUCCCAGCUGAUAAUUACUUGUGGGGUGGAUUGUGGAACCUGGAUGAUCAAAAUGGUUGCAGCAAGAUGGCGAUUCAGGGUCAAGCCAACGGUGCUGAUUAUCCUCGUGGAGGCGGAGGCGGAGGCGAUCACGCCAUUAAUUACAUACAUAGUGGGGGUGGAGGGUACAUAUUCUGAUCAAAUAAUAAUGAGUUGAUUAAAUUAGUUAGCAAGAUUGAGGUAGUCAUAAAUUUGUAGGAUCAGCAGAUAUGUGUAUUUUAUUUGCUAUAUAUGACAGUUUGAUUGUUUGUUAAGUGGUAAUCAUUAACAUGAUGAUUUUUGUAAAAUGCUGUAAUAUUUCCGGCAAUGAUCACUU